AUGGCUGGCUUUAACCGCUUUGGCUUUAUGGCCAUUGCGGUCGUUUUCCAUAUCGUCUAUAUUUUCUCAAUCUUCGAUGUUUACUUUGUCAGCCCAAUCGUCUCGGGCAUGCGACACUUCAAGGUCGAGCGUCCUGAAGCUGCCAAAGCCCCUGCAGACCGGCUCGUCCUCUUCGUUGGUGACGGACUACGCGCCGACAAAGCCUUCCAACAGCACCCCGAGCCAUACCCCGAGUCCGAAGAAGAUCUUGCCCCCCGCCAUCUCGCUCCCUUCCUGCGCUCGCGAGUCCUCGAGCAUGGAACAUUCGGUGUUUCCCACACUCGUGUCCCGACCGAAUCUCGUCCAGGCCAUGUCGCUCUGAUCGCUGGAUUAUACGAGGAUGUCUCGGCUGUCGCAACUGGGUGGAAGAUGAACCCUGUCAACUUUGACAGUGUCUUCAACCGCAGUCGCCAUACCUGGAGCUGGGGCAGUCCCGAUAUCUUGCCCAUGUUUCAUUAUGGUGCUGUUCCAGGCAGAGUCGACGCCUCCUGGUAUGAACCCGAGUUUGAGGACUUCUCCAUGGAUGCUACGGAACUCGAUUACUGGGUGUUUAACCAUGUCAAGGACUUCUUUGCCGAAGCCGCCAAGAAUGGAACCCUCAAUGCUGCGCUUCAUGAAGACAAGUUGGUUUUCUUCCUUCAUCUGCUUGGACUCGACACCAGCGGGCACGGUUUCCGACCUUACUCUAAGGAAUACCUCAACAACCUGAAGGUGGUGGAUCAGGGCGUCAAGGAGAUUACCGAGCUCAUCCAGAACUUCUAUGCCGACGAUCGCACUGCCUUCGUCUUCACGGCUGACCAUGGCAUGACUGACUGGGGCAGCCACGGUGAUGGACACCCCGACAACACUAGGACUCCUCUCAUCUCCUGGGGAUCGGGCGUUGCGCCUCCUGAAUUGUACCCCAACUCGGUUGCCCCUGGACACGACGAGUACUCGGCAGACUGGGGUCUGGAUCAUGUACGCAGGCAUGAUGUUGCCCAAGCAGAUGUCGCCGCUCUCAUGGCAUACCUAAUUGGUGCCGAAUUUCCAGCUAACGGUGUUGGAGAACUUCCUUUGGAGUUCCUUUCAGCAAGCCCCAAGGAGAAGGCUGAGGCAUCCCUCGUCAACGCCCAGGUGAUCCUUGAGCAGUAUCGAGUAAAGGAGGAGAAGAAGAGAGCAACAGAACUCCGCUACCGACCUUAUGGACCUCUCAGUGAGGAGAACCUCAGCCCAGAGGAGCGCAUCAGCCGUAUCCGCGCUCUAGUCGAAGCUGGACAGUACGAAGAGGCCAUUGAAGAGUCGGACGCCUUGAUCGCCAUUGGACUUCAAGGUCUCCGUUACCUCCAAACAUAUGAUUGGUUAUUUUUGCGUGCUCUUAUCACUAUUGGCUACCUCGGCUGGAUCGCCUACGCUCUCACAACCGUCCUAAGUCUGUAUGUGCUUCAGCACAGUGUCCCAUCCCAACGCAAUCUUCUGGGCUUCUUCUUCUUCUCAUCUAUUCUUGUGGGGCUCUACGCAUCUUUCAUUGUUUCAAAGUCCCCUCCAACCUAUUACUUGUAUACUUUUUUCCCUGUCCUUUUCUGGGAAGAAGUGUACGCUCGCAGAAACAGCGUCUCCCAAGGAUGCCAGGCUCUGUUCGGACACAUCAAGUCAGGAGGAGCGGUGGCUGCGCUAAUCUUCAACAUCGUUCUUUACAUCGGCAUCAUUCAGUCUUUGGCGCUGGGAUACAUUCAUCGCGAGAUCUUGACUGGGCUGUUCGUGCUGGGUGCCUUCUGGCCUUUGACAUGCGGUAUCUCAUUCUUGAGAUCGCAUAUAUUCCUGAGCUUGCUCUGGUUCCUGUCUUGCCUGGCCAUGAGCACUUUUACGCUCUUGCCAGCUAUGAAGGUUGAAAAUAUCCCUCUCAUUUUGGUUGGUGGUGGCCUCAUAGCUCUUGUUGGUCUCGCAUACUUGGUCCUCGAGGACUUUAUCUUGUCAGACUUUUCGUCUUUCAAGACCAAGUCGAAGCGUCUUCACGGUAGCAGGACGGUACUUGGAGCACAGAUCGGACUCAUCAUUCUUUCGAUGAUAGUUACUCGGUCGAGUGCCAUGUCACUACAGGCUAGACUAGGCCUUCCACGCGGGAACCAAAUCAUGGGUUUCAUCAUUCUAUUUGCAUCUUUUCUUCUGCCCUUGGCAUACCGAUUACAGCCCAACAGUCACUAUAUGCACCGUCUUGUUGUCAUCUUCUUGACUUGCGCCCCGACGUUUGUUAUUCUGACCAUCUCCUACGAAAGCCUUUUCUACGUGGCUUUCAGCAUUACUCUACUGGCCUGGGUUCGUUUAGAAUACGCUUACCAGGCUUUCACACAGGGCAAGGCCAAGCGAGGUGUCGUUGCUGAACAGCAGAAGCGUGAGUUGGGGGCCUUCCGGCCUUUGACUCUAUCAGACGCACGAGUCUCACUCUUCUUCAUGGUAUUGCUCCAGUCAGCCUUUUUCAGCACGGGCAACGUUGCGUCCGUGGCCCAGUUCAGCUUAGAAAGCGUGAACCGGCUGUUUCCAGUCUUCGAUCCUGUCUCACAGGGUGCUUUGCUGAUUCUCAAGCUGAUGAUUCCUUUUGUGCUGAUCUCAGCCAACCUGGGGGUCUUGAAUAAGAGACUGGGGGUGGCGCCAUCAGCACUAUUCAUGGUGGUUCUAGCAGCAAGCGAUAUUCUGACGCUCUAUUUCUUCUGGGUUGUCAAGGAUGAGGGCUCGUGGCUGGAAAUUGGGUCCACCAUUAGCCACUUUGCCAUUGCAAGUGGCUUGUGCGUGUUUGUCGCGGCACUCGAGGGAGUCAGUGCCGUCUUCAUUGCUGGAAUUGAGAUUGAAGAUGGAGAGCAAGUGUCAACAAACGGAAAGCCAGUGUCGAGUCCAAAGACGAAUGGCAAGGCUUCGUCGACAGUAAAGGCAGAGUAG
This is a messenger RNA of Fusarium falciforme, 2949 nucleotides long. RefSeq names its product GPI ethanolamine phosphate transferase 1. The coding region runs from base 1 to 2949 and encodes 982 amino acids. Gene Ontology annotation, cellular component: endoplasmic reticulum membrane. The record is from RefSeq and is a predicted model, not a curated record. Gene Ontology annotation, molecular function: mannose-ethanolamine phosphotransferase activity. Gene Ontology annotation, biological process: GPI anchor biosynthetic process. The transcript is spliced from 6 exons. Lineage: Eukaryota; Fungi; Ascomycota; Sordariomycetes; Hypocreales; Nectriaceae.